This is a messenger RNA of Marmota flaviventris (yellow-bellied marmot), 1568 nucleotides long. NCBI's taxonomy places the organism in Eukaryota, Metazoa, Chordata, Mammalia, Rodentia, Sciuridae. The record is from RefSeq and is a predicted model, not a curated record.
UGGUGACGUCAGGAGACGGGGUCUCGGGCGGCGCGAAGUGGAGGCGCGAGAAUGGAGGCGCAGCCUGGCGGCAGUGGCGCAGCAGACCGCGGGGCCGAGGACUCUGCGCCUGGCCCCAGCAAGGCCUCUGGCGGCUCCGGCCACUACGAGCUGCCGUGGGUUGAAAAAUACAGGCCAAUAAAGCUGAAUGAAAUUGUUGGGAAUGAAGACACUGUGAGCCGGCUAGAGGUCUUUGCGAGAGAAGGGAAUCUGCCCAAUAUCAUCAUUGCGGGUCCCCCGGGAACUGGCAAAACUACCAGCAUCCUGUGUCUGGCCCGCGCUCUGCUGGGCCCUGCGCUGAAGGACGCUGUCCUGGAACUCAACGCCUCCAACGACAGGGGCAUCGACGUUGUGAGGAAUAAAAUCAAGAUGUUUGCUCAACAGAAGGUCACCCUUCCCAAAGGCCGGCACAAGAUCAUCAUCCUGGACGAGGCAGACAGCAUGACGGAUGGAGCCCAGCAGGCCUUGAGGAGGACCAUGGAGAUCUACUCCAAGACCACGCGCUUUGCUCUGGCCUGUAACGCCUCCGACAAGAUCAUAGAGCCCAUCCAGUCGCGCUGUGCGGUGCUCCGCUACACCAAGCUCACGGAUGCGCAGGUGCUGGCCAGGCUCAUGAGUGUCCUGGAGAAGGAGGAGGUGCGGUACACGGACGACGGCCUGGAGGCCAUCAUCUUCACUGCCCAGGGGGACAUGCGGCAGGCUCUGAACAACCUGCAGUCCACCUUCUCGGGGUUUGGCUUCAUCAAUAGUGAGAACGUGUUUAAGGUCUGCGACGAGCCGCAUCCGCUGCUGGUGAAGGAGAUGAUCCAGCACUGCGUGCACGGCGACGUCGACGAGGCCUACAAGGAUUCCCUUUCUAGGCCCAGCACACGCAGUGGAGCGUGCCUCGGCUUGGGCAGCUUGGUGGGAAGGUGGAGCACCAAUCGGGGGCUGAGGUGCGCGCCCUGGCUGGGCCUGAGGAGCCUCCGGAUCUGUGGACGCAGAGCAGCCCACCUCGGGUUUGCCCCAAGACAUAAAGGCAGCGGCUGUCUCCAGUCCCUGGUUUGCGUGCAGGAGGCAGGAGGCCGAGACUCCCAGAUCCUGGCCCACCUGUGGCAUCUGGGCUAUUCGCCAGAGGAUGUCAUCGGCAACAUCUUUCGAGUGUGUAAAACUUUCCAAAUGGCCGAGUACUUGAAGCUGGAGUUUAUCAAGGAAAUUGGAUACACGCACAUGAAAGUCACCGAAGGCGUGAACUCCCUCCUGCAGAUGGCGGGGCUCCUGGCCAGGCUGUGUCAGAAGACAAUAGCCCCUGUGGCCAGUUAGCGCGUCCAGGCUGCAGUUUGAAGAGGCCUUGCCCUUGCAACGCUGGGGUCUCCACCUUGCGACGGGGAGAUGCCCCACGAUGGCGCUGGGCCUCCGACUGAGCUCACCUGCUCCCAUGUUCCCUGACCACUUCUGCAGGAGCGCCAGGCCCCGGAUGUGUGGGCAGCGGGAGGGCCCUGACCCCUGUCCCGCUGGCCGGUGCUAAUAAAGCCUUCCUGUAUCUGCUG